ACUCGCAAGCGGAGCCGCCGAAAUGGCCACCGUCGUUCCCGAGUGCUGCCGCUGCUGCCUGACCGAGGACGAACGCGACCUGAUCUUCGUGUUUGACGUGCUGGAUGAGUUUGAGAGCCGCAUUUGCGACCUGAUUGAAACGUGCGGCGGCAUCGAGAUUACGGAGGACGACGCCUACUCCAAGAGCAUCUGCGGCAACUGCCUCAACGAUCUGGCCAACGCGGCCCGCUUCCGGGACCGGUGCGCCAAGACGGAACAGGUGCUGCAGAACGCAUCGAUUACGGUGGUCGAGGACGACGACGAUGUGGUGUUCGAGCAGGAGCAGGACCAGCUGGACACGGCCGGGCUGGUAAAGCUCGAGGAGGAAGACGGUGACACGCAGGACAGCGGCGAGCCGAGAAUUCAGUUCAUCAUCGCCGACGAUCCGAACGAUCCCGAGCUGGCCAAGUUCGACUACGACGAGCUGAUCAGCAGCCAGGACAGUGAACUGCUGCCGGAUGACUUUGAGGUGGUCAAAACCAAAGAGAAAAAUGUUGAAAAGGUGGUUCAACCCCGGCCACUACAGCUGAACUUUGUCUGUCCGGAAUGCGGAGCGGGCUUCGCGAUGCAGAAGAAUCUGGUCAAACAUUUGGCCAGUCACCACAGCUUCGUGUGCGGAGUUUGCCUCAAGACGUUCGAGAACGAUUCCGCACUGCAGACUCACUUGGCUCAAAGUCACGACGACAACAGCCCACCAACAGACAAUCCAAAGAAGAAACACUUGUGCGAGUUUUGCCGGAAGGCGUUCGUGUCCAACUCUGCGCUCACGGCUCACAUCCGCGUCCACACGAAGGAGCGCCCCUUUCCGUGCAGCUUUUGCACAAAACGGUUCCGCACCGUCGGAGCGCUGGAGCUGCACGAACGACGCCACAACGGAAUCAAGCCGUACAAGUGCGACAUCUGCGGGCGUGGCUUCGCCGAGUCGAGCAAUCUCAAGGUGCACCACCAAACGCACACCAAAGAAAAGCCCCACGUUUGUACCGUCUGCAAUCGGGCCUUUGCGCGGGUCUUCCUGUUGAAGAUUCACCAGCGAACGCACACCGGAGAGCGGCCCUUCGCCUGCCAGGAUUGCGGGAAGUGUUUUUCGCAGCAGGGAGAUUUGGCCGCGCAUCGGAGGAUUCACAGCGGUGAUCGGCCCCACGCGUGUGACCUUUGCGGGCGCACCUUUAUCAAGAGCAGUGGCCUGCUUCAGCAUCGCAAGAGGCACAAGCUGGCGCUGGGUGGAGAAGCGCUGAACGGCGUGGAGGAACUCAUUGUCGGGGAGUUUGACGGGGUUCAGGUAGAAGACGGGCACGGUGAGGAGGACGAGAGUGGGGACGGUGAGGAGGUGUUGGGUUUAGUGCAGUGCCGACUGCAGCUUGGAAUCGGUCACGCCCGUCCCCAUCGGGAUCUCGACGCCGUCCGGUCCGACGUAGGCGCCGGCCGGGUUGGGUUGCGUUUUGCCGACACCCUUGCAGCUGUGCAUGUUGUCCGGGAGUUUCUGCACGUACCGGGCCUGGUUCAGCUCCAUCAUGUUACCGAGGGCCACCUCGCACAGCAGCAUCAAACCGGUCGAGUUGGCCGGCGAGGUUGCGCAGUAGUUGGCGGAUUUGGACACCAUGUCGGCGAAGUAGAUACCCUUGCCGAACAUGUACCCGGUGACGGGGGCCUCCGGCGGGGCGAUCUUGAGACCGUGCGUGAGAAUACCGACAAAGUUGGUAAGACGCGAUCCGUGCCAGAGGAGUUUGCGGUUGUGCAGCUUGCGGAACGGUUUGUAGCGACGCUCUUCGCCCUUGCGGCGGAUUUUGAAGAUUUCGGACACUUCCAGGUCGAACUGGUUGUGGGUGGCGGCGUGCGUGUUCUUGACGUACUGGGCCAGGCGCUUGAAUUCGUCGGACUUUUGGUCCAGCGUUUGCAUCUCCGUCUUGAGCUGCUCGUAGUGGCCGUCGAGCGGAUUUUUGGUUUCGUCCGUGUCGGCGUUCAGCAGACUGUACGCGAUCUCGAUCUCCAUCAGGCUUUCGAGCAUGGUUUGCUUUUCCUUGAUCUGCUCGACGGUGUCGAGAACGGUCGGCGUUUGGACGCCAAAGUUGUGUGGAAUGAACGUGUAGAAGCGGUUGGAGGCGUCGAUGAACUGCGGGUUGGAUCCACCGUUGGCGAUCAGAGUGGGGGCUUCUCGCGCUUGAUCUUCGGCUCUGUCAGCUCUUCCUCCUUCUUGACCUUCUUCAUCGUGGUGCUCAGACUCGGUGGGACGUACUUGAUGACCCGAUCGCUCACCACCGAUUUGUACUUGGCCAAGAAGCGAAACUGUAGCUUGAUCUCGUCCGGAAUUAUGGCCGGAACGCGCGCUGGUUUGGCCUCCGCCGUCAGGCACUUGACCCACUCGGUGAGGUUGCCCUCACAAAUGCAGCGGCCGGUGGACGGCCAUUUUCCCGUCGGCCCGGAACUCCACGACCAGCAGCCAUCGCGCAACGGCCAGCAGCACCGAUCAACUGGCCCCGUACAUGGUGUCCCCGCACUUCCCGGUGAUCAACAACCGAUCGCGAUGUUCCACGGAUUGGCAUCCAUCGGCCCGGGUCCGGCUCAAGCGGCAUCGUACGGCAACGUCCAUCCGGGAGGCCCCUGUCAUCACGCCCCAAGUCCCGGACAACCCAUGCUCUCCCUCGACCAGAUGAUGCUCCGCUGUUCGUCGAUGAUGGACCUCCUGGUCCAGCAGCAGCAGCAUCUCCAGCAAGCUCUAUCAACAAUGGCGGCCGCGCCAUUUUCCUCGCUCCGUUCUAUUAUCAAGAUGUGCCCCGUGUCGUCCGUACCAUCCGAGAACGAUCGAUCGCAUCUGAGGGCACAUACCAUCGACACAUCCACCUCGCUAGCAAGUCCGGCUCAACCAACGCGAGACCUUGAAGCUGCCGAGCACACUCCGCAGCCAGCAGGUGGACAUCUCAGUGACGUCGUAGGCGACGAUCACGAUCGCCGGAAGCUCGUCCAGGACCCCAAGCAACUCCCUCAAGUGGACAGUUCCGGUCAGCGGCUCCUGCCCAAGCCAGCGAACCCAAACAACCACCUGAUCACCGAAGAUCCUCCGUCGACAACCGCGCAGAAUGAAGUUACUGCCGACGUCAUCGACCAGCAUCGGGAACUGCCCUUCAUCUGCUCGACAUUGUAUGCCGCCCCAAAGGAUCUCGGUCGGCACAAGCAGAUAAACAUCAUCCCGAUGGACUACACGAGUUGGCAAUUUUUAUCAUCACCGAGCAAGGUCGUAGCCAGCGCGCAUGGCUCCCUUCAGCUGCACAUCGGCACCAGAGGACUGCGGCCGAAAGAAGCCCGCGCGAUGGACGGCCGUUUCGUGACAUUCUGCGCGGAGCAGGCGCAGCCCGACAGUGAAGCAAUUCCGGAAUCCUCCUCCGUCGUGGUCGUCACGGAAGAGGACGAUUCUGGCGAGCCGCAAGUCGCGCCGACGGCUGGUGGUCCACCGAAAAUUGUUUACCUGGACCGGGUUUGUCGGACGUGUUUGGUCGAGAAGGAAAAGGAUGACCUGAAGGAUCUGUUUGAAUUUGGGCUGGCGGAAACCGUCAUGUCCUGUGUGGGUCGGGUCAUUUCGGUUGAGGAAUCGGACGGGUUGCCGGGUCACAUAUGUAUGGAGUGUCUGCAGGAGGUGGAACGGAUCAUUAGCUUCCGGCAGCAGUGCGAGCGGUCGGACGGCACGAUCCGGGACUUGAUCGAGAAAUCCGUUGUGAUCAACCAAGACAGUGAGACCAAGUACGAGGUGCUGAAUGUGGUGCUGACCGAUGCCAACGGGAACACGGAAACGUCGGCCGUGGUCGUUCCGAUUGAGGAGCUGCGUUUUCAGCUGAUGAACGGCGGCGGGGGAGGAAGGUGUUCCGAGGAGAUUGUGGAGACGGAAUCGACGACCAGCGAAAACGUCGAGCUGAGCUUCGUGGCUCCGUCGGACAUACUUGUAACGGAGGAGAUCAUCGUCCAAUCCCAACCGGAAGAGGACGCUCCGAUCGGCGAACUGAUUGUCGAAGAAACGCCUUCGGAGCACGAGCAGCAGCAGGAAUCGACUGUUCUGGAAAACCUACGUCAAGAACUGUCAGAAUUCAUCGGCGGAACGAGCGCGGAGAUUCCCAAAGAUCAACAAGACCUGGACGAAAACGGCGACGACGAAUUACCUUACGAUUACCUUAAAGAUGCCCUCACGGACGAGUACAUUCAGUCGAUGGAACAGCAGCUGGCCCCGUCGGCACCUCCGCGGUCGGAAAAUCCCGCCCAGGAUCGCUUGGAGCAGGCCAACCUGGACAGUCUGAUCAACGAUGAGGCACAGCAGCUUCGAGAGUCGGAUCGGUCCGGUGACGGUGAUAGCAUUGCGAGCGAGAAGGACCAUGGCACCAGUAAGCACCACCACUGCGACGUUUGUAACGUGGGCUUCGAAAAUCGGCGCAAGUUCCGGGUGCACAUGAAGAAGAAACAUUCCGAGAAACAGCACGCGUGCAGCUACUGCUCGCGCCGGUUCGCCGAGCAGAAGGAGCUGCGGAGCCACGUGCUGCGGCACACCGGCGAAAAGGCCCACGCCUGCGAGAUAUGCAACGCGCGCUUCUACGAGCGCAACAUGCUGAACGUGCACAUGCGGCGGCACGACGGUGAAAAGCCGUACUGCUGCGAGUUGUGCCCAAAGCAGUUCGGGACCAAAAGUCUGCUCAACACCCACCUCAAGUGUCACCUCAAGUCAAAAGACCACGUCUGCGACGUGUGCGAAAAGGGCUUUACGCUCAGCUGGCAGCUAACGGCCCACAAGCGCAUUCACACGAACGAAAAGCCGUACGAGUGUCCGUACUGCCUGAGGCGGUUCAACCAGAACGGGAAUCUAGUGAUUCACAAGCGAAUCCACACGGGCGAGCGGCCUUUCCAGUGUGAACUGUGCGAAAAGGCCUAUCCGAGCCAGGGAGAGUUGAGGAACCACAUGCGGCAACACACGGGCGAGAAAAAGGUCAAAAACGUAACGUGCACCGUAUGUCAGAAGAGUUAUGCCGGAAAUGGGGACCUCAAGAUCCACAUGCGAACCCACACCAAGGAGAGGCCUUACGGCUGUCAGGAGUGCGGGAAGACGUUCAUGCUGCAGGUCCACCUGACGGUGCACAUGAGAGCCCACACGGGUGAAAAGCCCUAUGGGUGCGAGCUGUGUCAAAAAGCAUUUACCACAAACUACCAGCUGAAGCACCACAUGCAAGUGCACACGGGCGAGAAGAUCUACGGCUGCGAUUUAUGCGACCGGCGGUUCAGCAGCGCUGCCAACCGGAACACCCACCGCAAGACGCACGAACGGACAAUUUCCUGACAAAAGUACGUGUUUGUAGGUUAGGGUGCUUUUUGCUUCUUUUUUUAUUCGUUUUUUAUUCUGAAUAUCGUGGCUAAAUUAUUCACCAAAAUUAUUGCAAGCGAUUGCUUCCGUAAAUCUCUUUCCACCAAUCAGCAAUUUAACGGUCAAUUUGAAUGAUCUGAAACUCACCACGACCCAUUUUAAUUCACCACAACUCAUUCACACGCGUUUGACAGUUGGCACAGUAUCACACGUUUUAUGUGGUGCGUGUGUUCACAACUAGAUGACUCUAGUUAAAAGUGCUUGAUGACGUUCUGAUAAAAUUGUUCAAUAAUUUGUUUAUAUUUGUCUGUGAUUUAUUUUACUUUUAGAUUUUUUAAAUUAAAUUAAAAAAACAAUUGUUAAGGUUUUUUUUUUCAUUUUAGAACAUUUUACCUUAAAAUUCUUUUAAAAAAAUAUUUAUCGCCGCUCUAAAAAUUUAGAAACGAUCGCUUACAAAAAAAAAUGUCAUAAAUUGAAAUACUUAAAUAAUAAAUCCACCAAAUAAAUCGUAUCCUUACCAGUAGUACAACGCCAAUAAAAAAGUGUGGCAUUCGCAGCAGGACGUGUUGUUUCAGUGUAAAAUCCAGCAAUAUUCAUAACAGUAUAUCUUAAAAAAUAACAAUUAUAGCUAAAUGGCUGUUACCAAUGUUCUAGCAGUAGUGAAGCAUCGAUGUGAUUAGGGUAACUCCGGGUCGAGCGGUUUCGAGAGUCUUGUUUUAUUUUUAUUUAGUUUUUAAGUGGCUCAAAUAUUUAAGUCUGUUUUUUUGCCAUUGUUUAGAUCCCGCGAAUUCCGGAGUUCCUUAAGCAAGUUCUUAUGAUUAUCUCUCUUAAACGCAAAAGUUCAAAUUUAUUCAUACAACUAUGUAUUAGCUAAAUGGCUUAUUCAAUCUAUCGUGCAAAACAAAGUAGUGUUUACAGUGGUCUUUACUGAAUACAUAAUAUUAAAAUAAA
This is a messenger RNA of Culex quinquefasciatus (southern house mosquito), 6322 nucleotides long. RefSeq lists its product as uncharacterized. The transcript is spliced from 10 exons. The record is from RefSeq and is a predicted model, not a curated record. Gene Ontology annotation, cellular component: nucleus. Gene Ontology annotation, molecular function: zinc ion binding; DNA-binding transcription factor activity; RNA polymerase II cis-regulatory region sequence-specific DNA binding. Lineage: Eukaryota; Metazoa; Arthropoda; Insecta; Diptera; Culicidae. Gene Ontology annotation, biological process: regulation of transcription by RNA polymerase II. Bases 23 to 5347 code for a protein of 1774 amino acids.